This is a messenger RNA of Punica granatum (pomegranate), 1638 nucleotides long. The record is from RefSeq and is a predicted model, not a curated record. NCBI's taxonomy places the organism in Eukaryota, Viridiplantae, Streptophyta, Magnoliopsida, Myrtales, Lythraceae.
GGACUGAAAACUUGCAACAUGACAUAAUAUAGGUGAGGUGAUGGUGAGGAUCCCCCACGGUGCCCCAGUUGGCUCCAUCAGAUGCCUUGAUUUUGAUCCCGCAGGAUCUUUCCUCCAGCAGGGAGCAGCUCUUAUCUUCAUUUGCUCCAUCUCUGACCAUUCACUUUUAGCUUCUUCGUGUCCCUCACUGUCUGUCUGUCUGUCUUGUCUGUCUGUGUCCUCCUCACACCCACGUUUCUUGAUUUUCUGUGCCAUAGUUUUCCAUUUCCAAAUCCUACAAAAACCCAGAAACCACACUGCCUCUCAUUUCCUUUUCCUCUUACCCUCCUAGUCCCAUCCCAUCAUUCUUGUUUCUGGGCUCUCUGCUCACUUUGCAGGGACAACUAGGAAGAAGGGAAAGAAACCAAAGGGAGUUUGUUGAGGGGUGGUUGUUACCGGAGUGACUGAGAUAGAGGAAAGUGGUGGUGGGGGGGGAUGAAGAUACAGUGCGAUGUGUGCGAGAGGGCUCCGGCGACGGUGAUAUGCUGCGCCGACGAGGCGGCUCUCUGCUCCAAGUGCGACUUCGAAGUCCACACCGCCAACAAGCUCGCGAGCAAGCACCAGCGCCUCCUCCUUCAGUGCCUCUCCAAUUACAAGCUCCCCCGCUGUGAUAUCUGCCAAGAGAAGGCAGCUCUCAUUUUCUGCGUAGAGGAUAGAGCACUCUUCUGUCAAGACUGUGAUGAAUCGAUUCAUUCGGCUCAUAGCCUUUCGGCCAACCACCAGAGGUUUCUUGCCACUGGAAUCCGGGUGGCUUUAAGCUCCAAGUGCACAAGUGGCAGCCAGAAGGGUCCCUUCGAGCCACCAAGCCAGAAUACCCCACAAAACCCGAUGAAAACCCCAAAACCACAACAGGCUUCUCUGUCAACAGGAUGGAGCGUCGAUGAACUGUUGCAGUUAUCAGAGCUCGAGUCCUCUGAGAAGAAGGAUCAGCUUGGGUUCGGAGAGCUAGAGUGGCUAGCUGACGUGGGGCUCUUCGGAGAACAGAGCACUCAUCAUCAGGAAACCCUUACUGCAGCUGAGGUUCCUCAGCUCCCAGUUUCACAGCCGAGCAGCUUUCCUGCCCCUAACUGCCGGACCAACAAAUUCACCGUCUCUGCACAGAAGAAGCCGAGGAUUGACAUUGCAGAAGAUGAUGAUGAUGAUGAUGAGCACUUCACUGUCCCCGACCUCGGCUUGGAUUGAAAACCUAUGUUCCCUUACUCUAUCUCGCAUUGGUGGAGAGGUACAGAUUUGGUAGUUUAUCUGGCUAGCUAGCUUAAUUACGAUAAUAUAUAUCUAUAUAUAUAUGAUCUACUGAUGAUUUCAUACGCUUAGUGAGGUCGAUAUUAUUAGCAGAAUUUAUACAUAGAUAUAAUCGGUACUCGUAUAAUAUUGGAAGAUAUUAUGUGUCCUUCCUGAUUGAGCAUUGUAUCCCAAAGAACGUGUUCCGACACAUAAAGUAUGUAGACGGUUGUAAUACCUGCUUUCUCACGUAGUUUGGAAACUGGAUCAAGCCGGCUGGUCAGACCGGUGGACAGGACACUAAACUGCUACCUGUUUGGGGAAUUCGGUAAGGAUCGAAUCUGCAACUAUGUAUGAAGCUAGUUUUUUGUUGAGCAA